GAGCCGUAGUACCGCCACCGGUCACCACAGCCAUCAUACCACGAACCCCAUGGCCCCCCACAGCUGCCAGCCAACCUAUCUGACCGGCAACCGCUUCACCACCAAGUCCUCCCCCCUCGAGCCCCACAUACAAUACCACCUCUGCCGCUCAAACACCAAUAUGCUCUUGAAGAUCGAAAACGAACUUCUUCAAAGCCACCGUCAGCGAGAAACUACAGGCAUUAAAAAGCUUUACAACUCCUUCUUCGUCCUCUUUUAA
Molecule: messenger RNA, 259 nt
Organism: Cydia amplana
Lineage: Eukaryota; Metazoa; Arthropoda; Insecta; Lepidoptera; Tortricidae
Exons: 1
Coding region: 50-259 (69 amino acids)
Source: RefSeq, a predicted model, not a curated record